GCGCCGACCAGUACAUAUUUUGUCGCCUUCGACCCGUUUUCACAACCAGUGUCCAAUCGCUCGCCGCCCCAGCAAUCUGCCCGUGACUGACGACGACGACGACGAUGAAGGAACUACUGGACACGGACCGAGUGAACUAUCUCGUUUGGAGAUAUCUACUCGAGUCCAAUUAUCGAGACACUGCUGCCAAGCUCCAGAAAGAAUGGCGAGUGCAGGCUCCCCACAGGAAAUUUGACUUUGCAAAGCAUGUGCACACGUACGCGCUGGUGUCCUUGUUGAACAAGGGCCUUAUCUAUGAAGACUACCAAAGGAAAUUUGCGGAAGCCAACCAGGACACCCGUGAAGGGCAAGCAGCAGCCGAGAGCGCCCGCGGUGUGUUCGGGCCUCUCAAGUUUGAACCAGCACCCAAUGAAUCCGGGGAGGAUAUGGAGGAGGAGGAUGAGUCGGAGGCUGAGACCGAGAUUGAGAAUGGAAAUGCGCGAAAACGCGGGAGUGAGCGGCCGCAUCAUGUUUUGCGCAACGGAACGCCAGCAAAGCGACAAAGGCUGAGCAAUGGCAACGAGAACGGAAAUGGGGCGGAAUCAGCCACGACGCCCAUGGAAAUCGACUCUCACGCAGACAGCAGCAGCAGCAACAACAACAACAACAACAACUCGAGUAGCAGCAAUGUCAACAACAACAAUCAUGCCUACCCGUCGCCCCUGGAGGGCGAGCAGGCCGCAUCUCCACCACCACGCACCGAGGGCCCAGAAAAGGGCACGCAGACAGAAGAGCCGCUAGAUCUCACGCCGGCAACGGUAUUCCUGCGCAUGGGCGCCGACGAGAGCACAGAAUCAGAACUAUCAACAAGCCAGGACCAGAUGGCCGAAAAUCCGAUUGCUUCGCCGCUGGCGCUGUUCUGCGAGUGGAACCCCAGCAACCCAUCCAUCUUGGCGGUUGCCGGGACCGAGGCGCUAGCCCGUCUUUGGACUCUCUCGCGUGGAGACGCCCCAGUGGCCGACAUCCCUGCAGGUCACGUGGACGACCGCACGGCCCCCCCUUUCACGCUCAACUCCAGCUUCUCCAGCCUCACCGAGCAGGACGUCCUCAAGUCGUCCACCGUCUCGUCACUUGCCUGGAAUGCCGAUGGUACUGCCAUUGCUCUGGCUGUGGAUCAUGGGGGCAAGUCGCGUGUCAGCAUCUGGGAUGUCAAUGGCUCGCCUAUCCACCGCUUCGAUGGCGUUGACCCUCCCGUCAUCAAGUUGCGCUGGAGCCCCAACAAAGACUUCAUUUUGGGCGUCAGUCUCGAUAGCCGCGGCAUAAUGGUCACUGUGUUCUCGCUGUCGACCGCAAACUCGGUCUCUCACCUCCUUGAACGCACUCUCGACGAUAGUGUUCUCGAUGUUUGCUGGGUUAGCGAGACCGAGUUUGUAAUUUGUGGAGGUGAUUGCUUGGUCGCCCUGCGCUGUGAAGAGAAGGGCAUCGAGCCCGGCAGAGAGUUUGACAUCGACAAGGACGAAAGUUUCAGUCAGAUCAAAUACGACGCAAAGACGGGGCUUAUUGCUACUGCUACUGAAAAAGGCGUCAUACAUAUUUGGGACCAAGCGGGUCAACGGCGGUCCAUCAGCGCCCAUAUCGGAAACAUCACCGGUCUUUUAUGGCAGCCCUUGGACCGCGAGCCGGAGGAAGAUGAAAGAUUGCUUGCGUCCAGUGGGGAAGAUGGCGCCAUCUGCAUAUGGAACGUGCGCAACGCUGACAACAAGGCAAAGUACUCGAUGACGAUGGCCGAUCAGAUUGCCAGCAUCGCAAUGACCCCCGACGGCACUUACAUUGCCGGAGCAACCGCGGACAGGGUCUUGGUGUGGAAGCUUGAUGAUCCAACGGUGCCUUACGCGAGCUGGAACAAGGAAUCCCAUCCGGGAUGGAGGAGCCCCAAAACAGGCGCAGAAGCGGACGAGAUUCUCGCACCCUGCCUUGGCUGGGAUGCAGAGGGAGGAAAGCUGGUCUAUGGCCUAAAUAGUCGGCUUGCUGUCAUCAACUUUCGCUAGGCGCGACCUAAGGAUGGCCUUCAUGAACUCGCGCUGGUCCUUGACGAGAUCGGUCUGAUUGCUGACGAAUCUAACGUGUACUCGGCCACGACCUCGUCUCAGGCCUCAUAUGUGGCCUCCGAGGCCAGCUCGUGAUUCCGCUUCGGUCUGCGCAGCUUGGCGGUGGCCCUCGGGUCUUGAUCCUUGAUCGCUUCGAUGUCACGAGAAGCGCGAAACGCGAGGCGGGUCUGUUAGGCGUCGAAAUGACGUUUCUAGUCGCAUCCGUUGUUCAAGGACCAUGUUGCCCCCAGUUGUUCCGCCCAAGCUCGCAGCCAGCAGUGCUUGCCAGCAUUGCAUGAGGAUGG
Neurospora hispaniola is the source of this 2371-nucleotide messenger RNA. Its product is annotated as WD40-repeat-containing domain protein. The coding region runs from base 105 to 2027 and encodes 640 amino acids. Gene Ontology annotation, molecular function: protein binding; transcription corepressor activity. The transcript has 6 exons. Gene Ontology annotation, biological process: regulation of transcription by RNA polymerase II. Lineage: Eukaryota; Fungi; Ascomycota; Sordariomycetes; Sordariales; Sordariaceae. Gene Ontology annotation, cellular component: Set3 complex. The record is from RefSeq and is a predicted model, not a curated record.